CUCCAUGUGGUUCGACCCCGGUCUUGCCGGGUUAUUUAUUACUUCGACACUCCUACACUUAGGAAAAGACAUCAAUCUUUUGGUCGUGUCAAGUUUUUGGCGCCGUUGCUGGGAAGUUUCCAAAGGCCCAAUAAUAACCCAUACUCGCAAAGAUACAACCCUGGUUGGAGAAAUCACCUAAAUUUCAAUUGGAAGAGUGAUAACAAUAAUGCACAAACUUCACAGCCACCGUUUCAAGCACACCAUAAUUUCCAAAAUUCUCAUGGAUAUACACCUCCUUAUGCUCCACCUCCUAGAAGAAAUGUUGAGGAAAUAUUGCAUGCAUUCAUUGAAAAGCAAGAGAUGAUCAACACUCAAUUUGCUCAAAGCACGACUGAUUUUAAAGAUACUCUUGCAAAAUUGACAUCUGCUCUCAGUUUCCAAGAGAAAGUCAUCACUCUUCGCAGUGGUAAGGUUAUUGAAAAACUCAUUUUUGAACCUUGUGAGAAAGAUGAUAAGUCAAUCUCUGAGGGUAAGGAAAGGGUUGAAUCUGAACAUUUUAAAGAAAAUACUGAUUCUUCGCCAGCACUUCCAUUUCCUCAUGCCAUGACCAAACAAAAGAAAGUCAAUCACAACUCUGAAAUCUUUGAAACUUUCAAACAGUCAUUGCCUUUUGAAAUAAUAUGUGACGCUAGUGAUUAUGUCGUGGGUGCUGUCUUAGGACAAAGAAAAGAUAAGAAACCCUAUGUGAUUUACUAUGCAACUGUUGUUGUUUUUAGUGAUCAUGCAGCAUUGAAAUAUCUUCUUUCUAAGAAAGAUUCUAAGGCUAGAUUGGUUCGGUGGAUUUUGUUACUUCAAGAAUUUGAUAUCACAAUCAAAGACAAGAAAGGCACCGAAAAUAUUGUUGCAGAUCACUUGUCAAGAUUGACAACAGAUUCGAGAUCUGACAUCACACCAAUCGAUGACUACUUUCCUAACGAAUCUUUAUUUUAUGUCUCUACAAUGCCUUGGACAAUUGCCGGCUUAUUGGAGUGCCCAAGACAAAAGAAAGUUCUUGAACGAACAAAGGUCCGAUUAUCAGGUAAGUCCUCCAAUUCUUUCAUUUCACACAUGCCUGGAACAGGUAAAAGCACUUUUGCAAAGAAACGUCGUGCAAAACGACUGAAAGUCUGUCACAAAUGUGCCAGAUGGACUUGUAAUGCAACAUGUCAUUCUUUAGGAAUGGUAUCUAUAAACCGUGAAGAUAAAAUACAAUUCAUUAAGGAUGGCCUGAGUAAGGAGUCUUUAGAUGAUCUUCUAUUAACCCUCGAGACACAUCCUAAUGGAGAUGUGCAUCGUGCUAUUCAUGAUUUAUGGCCACAAUUCCAUAAAGAACAUGAUCGACUUAUUCUUGGGAAUCUAACUAUAAAAGACCCUGUUUGCCAGUUUUUAAGAAAACUGGAUGGGAAGCCUAUCCCUGACCCAUAG
Populus nigra (black poplar) is the source of this 1446-nucleotide messenger RNA. RefSeq lists its product as uncharacterized. The transcript is spliced from 7 exons. The annotation marks the transcript as partial. Gene Ontology annotation, molecular function: nucleic acid binding. Lineage: Eukaryota; Viridiplantae; Streptophyta; Magnoliopsida; Malpighiales; Salicaceae. The record is from RefSeq and is a predicted model, not a curated record. Gene Ontology annotation, biological process: regulation of DNA-templated transcription.